Molecule: messenger RNA, 6222 nt
Organism: Ceutorhynchus assimilis (cabbage seed weevil)
Lineage: Eukaryota; Metazoa; Arthropoda; Insecta; Coleoptera; Curculionidae
Source: the annotation of a GenBank genome assembly
AUGUGGACACUAUUUGGUGUUUGGACUAUAAUAUUAGUUGGUGUUAGUGCUAUUCGUGUUCCUACACACUGGGGCAAUGAACAACAAGAAACUAUUAAAAGGUUAGUGCCAGAUUAUAAUGGAUACAGAUCCUGGCAUCCCAGUUUCCAGAGAAGAAUGUUUGAAAAUGUUCAAGAAAAUUUACCUCAACAAACCAUAAUAUACAACCCCCUGCAACCACAAAUAAUGCAACCCUCAAAUAAUGGUCUUCAUGUACCAGAACAUCAGAAAAAUUUACCUCGACAAACCAUAACAUACAACCCCUUGCAACCCUCAAUGUCUGUAAACCUAAACAAUGGUUUUUAUAUACCAGAACAACAGAAGUUAUACAAAAAUGUACCAUCAUUGCUGAAUCCAAGAUACACAAAUGAAGAUUUAUACCUCAAAAAACUAUGGGAACAUACUCAGAAGUUGCUCAGAAGUCAAAGGCCAAAUUUGAUAUCCAAUGAAAAUCUAGCUGAAAUUAAAUCAAGCCCAAUAGGAAACCUGGAAAAGCAAGCUGAGUUGAAUAAAAUCGCUAUGGAUUAUAAUUCUAGAGCUUACAAUACUGACAGUUUUCGAGUAUCAGCUUCCACUCUGAGUCCACUUAUAUUGGAACCAACAACCAAAAAAGAACCAGUCUUCUCCGUGACUGAAGGUUACAGAAAUGUUUUGGUGCAAGGAGCAAAUAGCAAAAAAUAUAACAUGGAAAAUCAGGGUGAAACUAAACAGAUUUUGAGCAAAGAAAAGCCUCAAAGGAAACGCAAAGUAACUAAAAUCUAUAAAAUUCAUAAUGGAGGUUGGAACAAUAACUUAGUACAAGCAGAACCCAUCAUAAGAAUACCACAAAUUUAUAAAAAUGAAAAUAGAAGAAACUAUGUAAUAAAAAAUUACAGGGAUGAUGAUUUGCAUGAGCCAAAAGAUGAUAAAGAUUUGGAAAGAGACGACGAAGAAAAUGAAAGAGUAAAUGAAGAAGAUGACAACUCAAAUGAGGAGGAAACAAAAUCAGAUGAUGUUGAUAAUAAAAAUGACACAUCAAACGAGGAAGACGAAGAAGAUGAAGAAACUGAAGACAAAGAAGUACCCCACAGUGAACACGCUGACCCAAUACCUGUGCCGACAAAACCAAUUUAUCCUGGUGAAGGUCAAUGGGCCAAACCGGGACUUAAACAUCGAGUACAUAAUUCCCAGCACAAAUUUUUCAAACCCCAAGAAGUCGAGCAAAAACCUUCUGGUUAUAACGUGUUUGAAGACUUGGAACACUAUUUUGAAAACCAAAGGGACAAUUUUGGUCAGACUUUUGGUGCAAAUUCAAAUUUAGACAUUACUACUCCAUCUUCAGGCAUUUUUCAGCCGAAUCCUGUUAAUCCUAUUGUAGUUUACGACCCUUUUACAGAAUCCAGCAGUUUAAAUGCCACAAUUGCCAGAAAAUCAGCUGAAAAUGUAAACUCUGAAGAAGCUAUAGUCGACACAGAAGAAGAGACUAUUGUUACAGCAAAUACUAAUCCUGAAGAAGCUAUUAAUGACUCUGAAGAAAAUCUUGUAGAUGAAUCAGAUGUAGAUUCUAACGAGGAAAUUGAAGAAUCAGAAGAAAACGAUGAAGACGAAGAGGGAUUUGUACCAUUGCAAUUGUACAGUCAAGUAAGGAAAAGUGAAAACGAAGAACACGAACCCUACAAUCCGUUGGAACAUGGCCGUCUAAAGGAAAUAAUAAAGGAUAGCAAAGUACAAACCGUUUAUACAGAAGAAGGAUACGAGGAUAGUGCCUAUGAUCAUGCAGGUCAUGAAAAGAAAGCCGAAAAGGAUCAAGGAUAUUCAGAAUUUGAACGUGACAAACUUGGCAAAGAUAAUGAUGAGAAAAAUGACAACAAAAAAGAAAAUUCUGAAGAAACUGCUGUCUUAGAUAAGUCAUUGGAUUCUAUUGGUUCUGAUACUGUUUUUCCAACUAAUAAUAACUUUAUUACAACUCAAGAAGUAAAAACUACUCAAAUCAAAGACAAAAACAAUGGAGAUAUGCAACUAGAGAUUGAAAAUGAAGUUAAAGUUAUUUCACAGCCAAAUAAUAGCACCAAAACUCAUAGAUAUAUUAAAAUAUAUCCUAAAAUUUCAAUGGAAAUUGCCAAAGGAACUUCUACAACUGAGAAAAGUAUAGAAAUCGAUAAAGCAGUUCAUCAAGAAAUUAAUAAUAUGGAUGAAAGCACUACAGAAUCAAGUACAGUAUCAAUAAUUGAAGCUAUAACCAAAAAAACCAACAAUCGAAAAAAACGUUCCUCGGGUACUGGAUUUGAAGACGUAAUUAUUGAUACGGACUUCAUUGAUAAAAUUAAUCAUAAAUUUGCCCCAAAGCCAGAAAUUGAUAUAAAUAAAUAUCCUUACUACACCAUGCCAAAUUUGAAUGACGAUUCUCCUUUAAGAUAUGCAGAAAAUAUGAACAAUAUCCCAGUCAAAACUGAAGGGGAGCUGUCUUUUUAUAAAAUGGCUGACAAUAGACAUGAAUGUGAUGAGAUUCCUCAAAACAUUGAUCCAAUUCCUGAACACGUUAAGAAUGCCCCUAGUAAAAAGGAAGAAGUUUCUGAUGAAGAAGAAGAAGAGGAUAGUAGAGAAAAGAGAGACGUUGGUCCAAGAAUUCAAUUAGGGGAUAAAAUUGAUUGUUUAAAAGCAAGAUAUUUUGGAGAAAAUCCUUUGGACAGCCCAUUUUUCAAAGAGGAAACUGUUGGUCCAGUGAGACCGAUAUUUACAGAGCUGGCUCCCCAUCAUAACGAAAUUGUUAGCAACAAAAAUGAACGAAAAUUUGAAAUUAGUAAAGAUAAUUUAUUAGUGAUUGAAAAUGACAAAGCAGAAAGCAUUAAAGUGCCUCUUGUUACAAAACCUACCCCAAGCCCUUUGGUUAGUCUAAUGACAACUCCUAAAUACACUUUAAAACUUACUCCAAAAAAUAUUUAUGAUCAAAUUAAGCUUUUAGACCAUUUAGCUACAGAUGAAACAAAAAUUAUUAAUAAAGUCGAACAAACAAAUCAAAAUUCUACAAAAGAAGAAAGUAGAGAAUCAAAAACUUUAGUUGAAGUAAAUGACAAUAUUACGAAAGAAGUUGACCAAGAACCAACAUUAGAACCAGAAGCACUGAGGCGCAAACUUCGCCCAAGAAGACCGAACUACCAAGUAUUCGACGUUAACAAAUAUCUUACAACAACCCCAUUCUCAUUAUUCGAUACUGUUUCCACAACAGUACUUCCAAAAUACAAAGUCUUCAGCGAAGUAUUCUACAAAGACGAAAUCAAACCAAACGAACAACUAAACGUAUUUGCUGACGUGCAGAACAACAUUAAAAAUUCCAACAAUGUGGAAUUACCUCUUGAGCAAUCGAGAUCAGACUUUGCUGAACCGAAUGCAGUAACUGUAAGCUCAGUGGAUCUACCAAGAACUACACAGGCACCCAGUGUUAGAGUUAAAAAAUUUCAAACCGAUAGUUCAAGUCAUAAGAAUAAUAUACCCGAACACAACAUUCCAAAAUCCUAUAACGUUCAAAAACAUUACGUUAAAACUCCUGGCAAUCAAAAAGUCAUCUUGCCAGAAAUUAACGGUUUUGUGAACAACCAAAUGAGCCAUAAGCGAAUUACUUCAAACCCCACGAUAGUCGACCCAAUACUACCAACCAAUAAACCAAGAAAAAUCAAAAGACGUAGAAAACCUACUACAACCACAACCAGUACCACUUUAAGAACCACAACUAAUAUUCGUGUUCCUGAGCAAACUGUCCCAAAAAACCAUCAACCCUUUGUAAUAGAUUUCAUUGAAGAAAUUCAACAAGUAAUUGGUUUGGUACCUCCUCAAGAGUUCGAAUAUAGGACGUUACCUGAAGAAGAUGUAGAUGAAAAUACUAAAGAAAAAACAUAUGAUUAUCCGAAACCUGUUAAUUCAAUCAGCGAACCACCUUCAACAGAAGUACCAAUGAACAACUACUAUUUUACUGGAUUGAAACCACCAAGCAAUAAAAGAGCCAGACCUUAUUCGGAGUAUACCAAUAUUAAUAGGAACUUCGUACGUAGAAGAGGUGGAAGAGAAGAAUCAAGCAGGAAAAAGCGUGAGGCUGCUAGACCAGCUUAUGCAGAUUUAUCCAGAAAUAGAGGGCGUCAAAAUGAAGGCCUGGAAAAAUCCCCAGUAGUAGAUGACGUUGACGAUUACGUCCCCCAUAGACCUAAAAAUUACCAUUACGAUGAAGCAACUGGUAAAAUUGUUUAUCACACCAAGCCCGCAGUUGUGGAAAAAGAGGAAGAACUUGAAUAUGAAGAAAUAGAAGUUCCUGAUACUCCUGGAGUUUAUCUGGAAAGAGCUGAGGAUGCUACGCAUCCAACACCAGAAAAAGUAACCACCAAAGAAUUACUAGCAACCGCAACGCCGCCACCAGAUGGAAAAGGAUUACUUGAUUUUGUUGUCAAAUUAAAAAAUAAUCCCAAUUACAAGUUCAUUCCAGAUCCAACUACUCCAAAACCAGGUACCGUGACAACAACUGAAGCUUUUGUCACUGUGGACCCUAAAAGCACUGAUCCUCCAGAAUUUUUGAGUAUUUUAUCCAAAGUUAAGGCGAAUAAAAACUAUAAACCGAUUGAAGAUCCCAAAGAAAACAAAAACAAAGUUAAAUCUACAACAGCAGAACCUGAAAGUGAAGAGGAAUACGUGGAUGAAGAAGAUGAAGAAGAUGCUCCAAGACACGUGCAAAAUUCACCUGGAGGCCAAACCCAAGACUUGGGAAAUAUCCAGAUAUUCGACAUUGGGGAUUAUUUGCCUAAAAUGAAAAGUUUCACUCCAAGAACCACAAUUGACUAUUCCAAAUAUAAAACUAUUGAGAGGCCACAUAGUAAGUCUCGAGAAAAAGAAAAAGAAGAAGAAGAAGAAGAAGUUAGGAGGCCUAGCUUCAAUCGUGGAGGCCAACAGUUUUCAGAAAGGAACAUAGAGGAAAAGGAGAGCAUUGAAAGACCUACUAUUCAUUAUAAAAAAGAACCAGUUUCAACAACAACAACCACAACAACAACGACUGAGAAAAUUAUUCAAUUUAGACGAGGUACAAGACCCUCAACUCAAAGAACAACAAAUUCAGAAUCAACAGAACAAACUACAACCAGACGUAGCAGAAGACCAUCAGGAACCACUAAAAAGCCUACAACAUCUGCUGAAGAUAUGCAAACGACUGAAAAAGUUGCUAGAGUCUAUCCAGAAAAUUACUCAACUGAAAGGCCUUAUUCCGAUCAGCACGAUAAAGCAAAAAGAGUUUAUAGAAGAAGACCAGUAAGAAUACGAUACACCACAGAGAGAGAUUCUGAAGAGGAGGAAACUAUAGAUAAAAUAGUCAGAAGAAGCUUGGAUAUUGAAGCUAAUGAACAACCAGAAUUUGAAGAAAUUUACACGGAAAUCAAAGACGAAAUUAUUGAUGAUGAUGAUGAUGAUGAUGCCAGUGAGAGUAAGCAAAAUGUUGAAAUUAUUGACACGAACUACGAUAGGAUGCAAAAACAUGGUGGAAACUAUAAAAAAGAAACUAAAGAAGAUGUUAAAGAAAGUGGUAAAGUUGAAAUUUUGAAUCAGAAAUAUGACAAAACUGCAAAAGAUGGAGGGAACUAUAGAAAAAUACCUGAUGAUGACGUGGAAAUUGUAAACUAUGACAAAAAUGAAAAGCAUGGUGGUAAUUAUAGAAAACCGUCAGAAGAAGAACAGGAAGAUAUAGAAGAUACUGAUAAUGAAAGAGAAACAAAUCUUGACCAAAACGUCCAGCCAAAUAACGAUGCAACUAUCGAAAGAAAUUUUAAUCCCCAACAAAUCACUCCAAAAGGAUUUGAAACAAAAAAUACAAGAAAAAUCAAAAUAAGAAGAAGACCGACAACUACAACUACACAACCAUCCAAAUCAGUACCGAGACUAACCGAUGUAGUUCCCAAACCCGAUCAUUUCUAUUCUGAUCCUCAACUACCAAGACAAAUUAAUAAUCUAGGAUCAGAAAAACCGGAUUUAGCUUCUGAGGAAUUGAGCGAGGUGACUGAAAAUGGUGAUGUGGCUGGAUCAGAGAAACCUGUUUCAGAAGGAUUAGAACGGCCUCAUACAAGAAGGAGACGCAUUAAAUUACGUAGAAGAAAUUUUGAUAUAGAAAAUUCAACUAAAAAACCUUUAUAUAUUAAGGAUCCAAGUAAAAGACUUUACUAUUAUGUUCCAGUGUAA